CGGCAACUCCCUAAAUAGCAAUGCGAAUUCGGGAAGCCUCGGGUGAAAAAAAAAAAUGGCUGAAGCAGUUUCACCAAUAACUCGACAAGUUACUAAGGAAAGUCAGGAAAUCGAGACCCCAUCUGUCGGUUAUCGUCCUGAAGACGUCGAAGAUUGUUUGAUUUACGACCGACAUGGAGUCCCUGUUCCGUUCAAGAAAUUAUAUCAAGACAGGAAAGCGGUCAUAAUUUUCGUGCGGAAUUUCUUGUGCUACAGCUGUAAAGAAUAUGUGGAGGAUUUGAGCAAAAUACCUGGAGAAGCACUGGAGGAUGCUGACGUUCGGCUGGUUGUGAUUGGUCAGUCUGCUCAUCGUCACAUAGAGCCAUUCUGCUCGCUGACGGGGUAUCCUUAUGAAAUAUACGUGGACCCGGAGAGGUGCCUUUAUCAAAAGCUUGGGAUGAAGAGAGAGGAGAAAUACACAAACUCAGCCCACCCUAGCCCCCAUGUGAAGUCUGGUAUCUUCAUGGGACAGCUGAAGAGUAUAUGGAGGGCCAUGACUAGCCCUGCAUUUGACUUCCAGGGGGACAUGCAUCAACAAGGUGGAGCCAUCAUUGCAGGACCAGGCUCCAAAGUACAUUUCUCCCAUUUCGACAUGAACCACCUGGACCACAUGCCCAUCGACUGGCUCCUGCAGCUCGCUGGAGUUCAACAGACUCUGGACUUUAGCGAUAAGCCAAAGAUCCUCCAUGUAUAGCCAGCUGGACCGCCUGAAAGCCUGCUAUGUCUCACGUCACUGUCGUUGUCACACAUGCAGGGAUGAUGCACUCAAUUUGCUUGUUCAGUUAACAAGAAAUAGUUUGGGCAACAUCAUUCUCUGUAUCAAAUAUUUGUAUCCCGUAAUUUAUUUGGUCUAUUGUUUAUCAUGUCUGUAGCAAAAUCUUGGAAAGGUCUAAAACAAGCUAGAGUGUGGAAGUUAAAUCUUGACCUUGGAAACAUCAAUUGACAAAAUGUGUAUGGUUGAGUGUGUAAACGCGAUAUGAAUGCAUUAGCAAUACUGUUAAACACAUUUUCUACCUUUCUAAUCAGAGUUCUAUUACUGUAUCUUAUGUUGUAGUAAGGUGGAUGCAUGGAUGAACACUUAAAAACAACUGGUGCACUGAUGUAAGUGAUUGGCCUUAUCACAGUCUUAUUUGUAUCCCCAUAUACACGUUGUUCAUGAGAUUGCAAGUAAAGUUGAA
Molecule: messenger RNA, 1217 nt
Organism: Anoplopoma fimbria (sablefish)
Lineage: Eukaryota; Metazoa; Chordata; Actinopteri; Perciformes; Anoplopomatidae
Gene: prxl2c
Product: peroxiredoxin like 2C
Exons: 6
Coding region: 56-733 (225 amino acids)
Source: RefSeq, a predicted model, not a curated record